AUGAGGAGUGUCAUUGUUCUCUACAGGUUGAAUAAUUGUGGUUUCACAAAUGAAGCUUGUGCUGCUUUGGCUUCAGCUCUGAGAUUGAACCCUUCAAACCUGAGAGAACUGGCUCUGACUAAAAAUAGAAGUCUAGGAAGUAAUGGAGUAAUUUCUCUCUCUACUGUACUCAGGGAUCCUCAGUGCAAACUGGAGAAACUGAGCUUGUGUGAAUGUGGCAUCACAGAAGAUUGUUGUGCUGAUCUGGCUUCGGCUCUGAGAUCAAACCCCUCACACCUGAGACAUCUGGACCUGUCUGAUAACAGCCUAAAAGACACUGGUGUGAAGUUGCUCUCUGAUGGUCUGAAGAGUCUUCACUCCCUUGAGAUACUGUGGUUGUGGGGUUGUCGUUACACAGAGGAAGGUGCUACUGCUUUGGCUUCAGCUCUGAAAUCAAUCAUUGAACACCUGAGAGGGCUGGAUCUGUCUAAUAAUAGAGUAGGACAUUCAUUGACUCUGCUGUCAGAAGUAAUACAGGAUCCUCGCUGUAAACUGGAGAGCCUGCAGUUGUAUUUAUGUAGUCUCACAGUUGAAGGCUGUGCUGCUCUGGCUUCAGCUCUGAAAUCAAACCCCUCACACCUGAGAGCAAUGGAUCUGUCUGACAAUAAUGUAGGUGAUUCUGCAGUAAAUCAGCUCUCUGCUGUACUGGAGAAUCCUCGCUGUAAACUGGAGAGUUUGUGGUUGAGGGGUUUUGGGAUCACAGAUGAAGGUUGUGCUGCUCUGGCUUCUGCUCUGAAAUCAAACCCUGGACACCUGAGACAACUGAUUCUGCAUAAUAAUAAUAUAGGACAAUCAGUAAGGAAGUUGUUUACUGAUAUGAGGGAUGAUCCACAUUACAUACUACACCACGUGCAAAUCUGACUUUAGACGUCAGUCCAGUUUCCCCAGGAUCAGCUGAUGGUGAAUAAAGAGCCAAUACAGAAGCACAAUCACACAAUCAAUAGAGACUCAAGACAGAUUUUGCUUUAUGCUGGUCUGUUCUUUUAAAUUACAGAUUUCCACAAUGAUUUUUUAGAGGACCUGAAAUCACUUUAUCAUUUAAAACUCAAUUU
Molecule: messenger RNA, 1091 nt
Organism: Carassius auratus (goldfish)
Lineage: Eukaryota; Metazoa; Chordata; Actinopteri; Cypriniformes; Cyprinidae
Product: ribonuclease inhibitor-like
Exons: 6
Coding region: 1-900 (299 amino acids)
Molecular function (GO): protein binding
Source: RefSeq, a predicted model, not a curated record